Messenger RNA from Lichtheimia ornata, 927 nucleotides. RefSeq lists its product as uncharacterized. Gene Ontology annotation, biological process: regulation of transcription by RNA polymerase II. Gene Ontology annotation, molecular function: DNA-binding transcription factor activity, RNA polymerase II-specific; protein dimerization activity; RNA polymerase II cis-regulatory region sequence-specific DNA binding. The transcript has 3 exons. Lineage: Eukaryota; Fungi; Mucoromycota; Mucoromycetes; Mucorales; Lichtheimiaceae. The coding region runs from base 1 to 927 and encodes 308 amino acids. The record is from RefSeq and is a predicted model, not a curated record.
AUGGAUGAAAACUACGACCCAGCACACAAGACAUCCAGUAUCGCCAGUAAUGGCACUGUGCCUUCACUGUAUUCUGGAACGUCGACCAUAGCUGAUUAUGAUGAGACCUUUGAAGCACCAAGCAUUUCCAUCCCCACAUUCGAAGAUGACAAUGAUCAUUUGAAACAACAGAGCUUUCGUCUCGAGACUUAUUUCAAAAUGCAGUGCAUGCAGCCAAAUGGUGCUCAAGAUGAAGAGCAGCAGCAGCAGCAACAAGAAGAAGAACCAUCAUCAUCAGAGCAACUUCAGCAGCCACAGCCACAACAACAAGAGGAGGAAGAUAGUUCAUUGCAGCCACGACUUACCGAUGAGGAACGACGUGCCAACCACAUUGCUAGCGAACAACGACGACGCAACGCGAUCCGUACAGGUUUUAAGGAAAUGACCGAAUUAAUUCCCACGUUGAAAAACAUCCAUCAUUCAAAAAGCACCAUCUUGUUCAAAGCGGCUGAAUACAUUCGUCAACUUGAAAAGCGGAAUCGGCAUUUAAGAGAAAGACUCACAUCGCUGCAGCUACGUAUUCAACGACGAGAUCAUCAUAUGGAAACGUUAUCCAAUUUAAAGCAUCAACGACAAGUCGCCUUGCUUAAGGAACAACUAAGGAUACAGCAAGCAUUGUUGGAUAAACACAAUAUUGCAUACCCUCGGCAGCACCACCACCAGCAGUACUCUUAUUCCCCAUCAUCAUCAUCGUCAUUCUCUUGCACCACCACCACCAACACCACGACCACGACCAACACCACACCCGCCAUUCUCCGACAAAGUGCCCUUGAUGCUGGGAGCAUCAACAUCCCUGCUGAUGUAGAGGAUCCCACAACCAUAGCAAAUGGUACUCAAGCUUUUGUUAAUUUGCAUUCGAUCCAUCAUUCACGUGCAUUUCUUCCCUGA